Molecule: messenger RNA, 1074 nt
Organism: Dichomitus squalens LYAD-421 SS1
Lineage: Eukaryota; Fungi; Basidiomycota; Agaricomycetes; Polyporales; Polyporaceae
Exons: 5
Coding region: 1-1074 (357 amino acids)
Biological process (GO): snRNA transcription by RNA polymerase III; snRNA transcription by RNA polymerase II
Cellular component (GO): snRNA-activating protein complex
Molecular function (GO): core promoter sequence-specific DNA binding; bent DNA binding; RNA polymerase III type 3 promoter sequence-specific DNA binding
Source: RefSeq, a predicted model, not a curated record
AUGCACUUCAACCAGGAUAGCGUGGAUGACCUCCGCCUUAUGCUCGAAGAUACGAUCCGUGACCCUCAACUAAUGGGACAUAUUAGGAGAACGCACGAGGCGACAGUCCAUGCGAUAUACGAAACCGCCGAGCCCAUCCGGAAGAAGCGGAAGAGAACCACAUUAGCCGACCCCGGAGCCGAGGCUCCAGGAGUCACGGCUUUGCGACUGAAGCACGAAGCAAUCCAUCUACGGUGUUGGCCAUUGACGAUUCAUGCUGCAUCGUUCAUUCGGCCAACGAGGCAGCAAGACCAUAACACAUUGAUCAAUGUUAAGAGCCUGGGUGUUGGGCCCACGUCUGCUGCCGGAGACCACGAUGCUCUGCUAUCUGUUACAGUAUAUAAUCGAUUGUCCUGGGGACAGAAGAUUCUCUCGCGGGCUUCCCAGCACGUCCUGCUAUCGUCGCAAUCGCUCCGUGACUUGUUCGAGGCAAUUCCAUGCACGUCAAAAGAAAUACCUCAUGAGACUCGUGAUGAGACCGGUACGGUGACAGGAUACAGGUCUCGGCGAAGUGGUGAUGAUAUGGCUGUCGACGACGACACGGGGGCGGCUGUGUGCAUAGAAGACGUACUGUACGGAGAUUGCCAGAGCGAGGAUGAUUAUGCGGACAAGGUGCUCAGACAGCUGCAGUCACUGCCCGAAGAGAAACGACCUAGCCUUACGAAAGGUGGACCGAUGCAUGACACGAAGUUGUCUUCUCUGACAGUGCGGCUGAACGAACCUUACUGGCUGUUGCACGCCGGCAGCUGCGAGCAUUUCUUCACUUUUACUACUAUUCGUCUUCGUCAUCCAUCGGACCCUCCCGUUGGGUACCCGCUUACCACUCAAAUCACCCCUCCCCUGUGCGACAACUGCCGGGUGUGUACCAAGGUUCCAGCGGUGUAUUCUGUGGUAGGAGAUAUUAGGUUGGGCGAGAGCCCGUUCCUGAUAUGCGGCCCGUGUUGGAGAUGGAUGGGAAACUCCAGUGACGAGUCCGAAGUAUUGGUAGUUCCCCUCCCGAUAUACGAGAUAGGUUGGACUGGCAAUUCAGUAUGA